Molecule: messenger RNA, 396 nt
Organism: Caenorhabditis briggsae
Lineage: Eukaryota; Metazoa; Nematoda; Chromadorea; Rhabditida; Rhabditidae
Exons: 3
Coding region: 1-396 (131 amino acids)
Source: RefSeq, a predicted model, not a curated record
AUGGACAAAAAGCCUAACAAGUCUGCCAAAGAAGUAGAAGAAGGCAAGUCAUCGCCGGCAUUCAGAGAGACAAUGAUCAGUCGCAUACAGAGAAGAGCUCGGAGUUUGGCUCACAGUGCUCCAGGAAGAGCCAUCAACCGUCUUGCUCAAGAUGUCCCAGGCAUCCGUCUACUUGGAAGAGGACAGUCGGCUCCAGCUCCGGGAGAGAGGAUUCCGGAACAAGUUGUUCAUCCACUACCAAGUACAGAGAUUGCCCGACCUCGCCACCAGAAAAAGCGACUGGAAGCGGUUCGAAACUCGGUUUCACCGUCACCAUCUCGAUCACCACCAAAAUGUGUCGACACUCCAGAUGAUCUCAAACCAAGAAGCUCCAAUGAGUCCCCAAGAAAGAAAUGA